Lucilia cuprina (Australian sheep blowfly) is the source of this 3901-nucleotide messenger RNA. RefSeq lists its product as uncharacterized. The transcript is spliced from 4 exons. The record is from RefSeq and is a predicted model, not a curated record. Gene Ontology annotation, cellular component: nucleus. The coding region runs from base 188 to 3439 and encodes 1083 amino acids. NCBI's taxonomy places the organism in Eukaryota, Metazoa, Arthropoda, Insecta, Diptera, Calliphoridae. Gene Ontology annotation, biological process: endoplasmic reticulum unfolded protein response; regulation of transcription by RNA polymerase II. Gene Ontology annotation, molecular function: RNA polymerase II cis-regulatory region sequence-specific DNA binding; DNA-binding transcription factor activity, RNA polymerase II-specific.
GUUCAACUUUUGCCUCGUCGACAAUUAUCAGGAAACUCUCUUCCGUGCGGCCGGUGGUUUUUCUUAAGAAAAUUUCAAUAUUGUGAUGAAAAUAUUCAUAAAAUAAAUGAUUAUUCCAUAAGAAUUAAAUAUCUGAAGUGAAAUAAUGCAAAAAUUAGUAAAUUGAUAACAAAAAACACAUUGAAAAAUGGAUGUGGACAAUGAAAACUUUUACGAUGAAAUAGCAUCGUUUAUGCCGCAACCGGGAGACUAUAGUUUGGAAGAUUUAGAUGAAAUAAUACGUUCUACAGACUCUCACUUGGAUGCUUCGCUGGAUAUAAAUGCAUUUGCUAAUGCUUUUAAUCAAAAUGAUUUUGAUAUGACAAUAGCUGAAACGGAAACACAUAAUGACGAGCAAAAGUCAGCAACACAAACGUUGGGAGAUGAAACACAGAAAAAUUUCGAAAAUGAUUUUCAAUUUAAUUUUCCUGCAUUUCCUUCACCUGCUACCUCUCAACAAUCGGCAGGUUAUUCAUCUCCCUAUGAGACACCGGCUCGUACAUCAUCACCCACCUCCAUAGAUGAUGAUCAUUUCAAUCCCGAUGAUUUUAUUAAUUUUCUCAAUGAUGAUGAUGUUAAAAUUGAUGAUUUGACACGUGAAACUAUUAUGAAACUAAAUGAGAAUUGUCGCAAUACACCCUCACCAACAGGUAGCUGUACAAGUUCUAGUGGUAGUUCCACAAGUGGUAUACAGAGUGAUGCUUCAUCGGUGUCUUCAUCUAUGUCACAAAAUUAUAAAUGUAGUCGAAUGAGCCAAGAACAGGAUGAUGAUCUUUUAGAGUUUAUCAAAUUUAAAAAUGAGAAAUUUGAUCGUGAGGUACAAAUGAAUAAUGAAUCAUCUACAACAACAACACAACCUGCUCAACAAUGUUCAGAUAAUGCAGCUUCUAUGGAAAUGGAAAUACCAGCACCGACAGCAACAACAACAACUCCUGCAGCGACUUUAAUGCCUAUUACUUUGCCGGUAUUGCCAGUGACUAACAUACAAAGUGUACCACCGGUUAACUUUGUACAAGGAACUAUAAUUCCUGUACAAACAGUACCUUUAACAACUGUCAAUCCAGUGGUUAAUAUUAAAGCACCCACGGCUAUUAAAAUUGAAAACAAAACACCAGCCAAUAAAACAGUUAAAGUAACGGCAAUUGCAAACACUACUAAUGCUACAACCACUGUUGGUAAUUCAAAAGUAACACCUCCCACAAAUGCUAAACCUAAAACCAUAUUCCUAUCCUCGAAUGAUUUCAAAGCUUUAAUGCAAAAAAUGAAUACUAAUGGCAAAAAAAUCACCGGAGCCAAUGGUCAAAUGCCGAAAAUUAUAAUGAAAACUGCUAAUGGCAAAGUUAUAACUGCAAAUAAAUUGACGAACAAUACCAGCAGUAGCACAACCAUUUCGUCGUCGACGCCCACAUCUGCCAGUAUUAAUAAUUCAACUACGACAGCAGCUGCAUCUUCUCAAUCUCAAUCUAUGCAAUUUGUUUCGAAAAUGGUUAAAGCCAGUGGACCCAUGUUGGUUAAGCAACAACCCUCUAAAGUUGUCACAUCGAAUGCACGUUCUGCUGCAGUUAUGGCUGCUGCCAGAGCCUCACUAAGUCAUACCAGAACUAAUCGCAACGAUUUGGGUAUGUUAAGGGGUCUCAACGAUGAUAAAUUGUUGAAAAAACAAUUGCGUAUGCUUAAGAAUCGAGAAUCGGCCUCGUUGUCACGUAAAAAGAAAAAGGAAUAUGUUGAAAGAUUAGAGAAUCGUAUCAGUGAUUUGGAAAAGGAAAAUUAUUCAUUGAAAGGGGAAAACUCCUCUUUACGUUCACAAUUAAUGGCAUUCGCUCAAACCUGCAAUUGUAAACAUGGCAAUGUUAGUGAAUUCAUUCUCAACACCCUUAAUAUGGAUGGUAAAAAUGGUGGAGCAGUAUUAAAUGCAAUCGAUACAACAUAUCUUUUGAACAAUGCCAAACAACAUUUGGAUAAUUGUGGCAGUGCUGCGAAUAAUCAUAAUAAUUGUGGUAGUACAACAACAGCAGCCUCAACAACACAUCAUGUGAAAAUUGCUCCAAAACCUGCCAACGUAUCGGGUGCAUUCUCGAAUAAAGGUUUCAAACAACGCAUGAAUGCGGCCACCGUUAAGAAAAAUGUGGCUGUACUCUUUGCCAUGGCGUUUAUGGUUACAUUGAAUGUGGGAAAUUUUCAAAAUUAUCUAAACAAAUCUGCUCUCGAGAAUGCCAUCGAGACAACAGUGAACGAUGAACCAGUGGUGCAAACUGGACGUCGUUUGUUGUGGGUUCCGAAUGAACAUGAAUUUCACGAACAGACAAAUCGCAGUAAGCGUGAAACUGAAAUGGCAAAUAUGCCACCACCGCCAUUGCAUUUCUUGCGUCCCGUUAAUCGUACCACAGCGGAUAAGAUGAAUGGCACAUCGGCUAAAGAUGAGCCACCUAUAAAAAGGCCUUUGACUAUGACGACGACGACAACUUAUGCAAAUGCUACACAGGAAAAUAUGCGAUUGGCAAGGAACUUACAUAAAUGGAUUGGCGGCAAUGACUAUUUGAAUUUAACUGGCAAUGGAAUUGGCAAUGAUUUUGAACAAAUGGAACAUUUUAAAUUCAACUCUGGCUCUUAUAUGGACUACGAUUUACCGCUACAGGCUCCGAUUGGCACGAAACAGAAACGUAAAAUAUUUUUGGACACGAAAACACAACAAAAACACACAAAAUUGAAUAUGGAAGGAGAACGUAAUUCAUUGGGUUUGUUUAAGCCCAGAAUUAGUGAAGAAUAUUUAAGGCUUUUUAGAGGCAUCAAAAGGCAAGAUGAUACUUUCUAUGUUUUGUCCUUUAAUAUGGAUCAUAUUCUAUUGCCGGCUUCGGUUUAUAAUAAAAGUUCACGUCCAAAAAUGUCUCUCAUGUUACCAGCAGGAGAUCCGUCACUCAAUGGCGAUAUUGUGCUAAUGCAAAUUGACUGCGAAGUCAUUAAUACCACAGAGCUGGAAAUCAAAUCACAUAUGAUACCAGAAAAACUAAGACCUUCUAAAUAUUCAGCAAAUGUACGUGUUAAUCCAAAUGAUGUUGCCAACAAUGAAACGGCUGGUCCAGCUUCAGCUGCAGCAACUAAAUCAAAUGAAAUUCCCUUAAAGAGAGAAGAAUUGAAAGAGAAACCUACUGCUCCGCGUACAUAUUUCAUGAUGGGACCCAAAAAUCAAGUCUCUUCUACGCCAGCGUCUAAUUCCACGGUUAACGGAGUAAAUGUGGUUAAAAGGAAACCAACUAUUGUUAAAUUAAAUGCCAAUGACAGUGUUAUUGGCAGUGGCGUUUUAAAUGUACGCAAUUCAACACUAUUUUCACGCAUGCGCGAAACGGUUGUUUCGCAGAAUAAUGGUUUUGUAGCGGCUACAGAUGUUAAGAAAUUAAUAUAAUUUUCAAAGAUUUUUGCCAAAAGAAGUCUUUACUGGUUAUGUUUAACAUUUUCUACAUUUUAACAAAUCUUAUAUACAUUAAUUAACUUUGUAAGAAUUACUUAUUGUAUUUUUAUAUAUAUUUUUAAAUCUACUUAUUUGUUUAAAAUUUCUCAAUUUCUCAAUAUAAUACAAAAUUUGGACUCAAUUUAAGGCAAUAUGACACAUAAAAACAUAUAAAUUAAGAAUAUUUGAUAAAAAAUUUUAAUUUUUAAUUCUAUCCUAAUCUACACUUUAUGAUAAUAAUUUGAUUUUUUAAUGAAUUUUACUAAAUUUAAAAAUAUAUUAUGAAUUACAAAAAAAUUGUAAAGAAAAUACAUUUACAUACUAAAUUAGUUAAUAAGCAAAUAUGCUCUUUACAUAAAUUAAGCAUUUAAUUGAAAGAAACAAAAAUAUACACUUUAUUAAAUUUAUAAAAUUAUA